This is a messenger RNA of Aspergillus versicolor CBS 583.65, 1104 nucleotides long. RefSeq names its product threonine aldolase family protein. The transcript has a single exon. Gene Ontology annotation, biological process: L-threonine catabolic process; glycine biosynthetic process. The coding region runs from base 1 to 1104 and encodes 367 amino acids. Gene Ontology annotation, cellular component: cytosol. NCBI's taxonomy places the organism in Eukaryota, Fungi, Ascomycota, Eurotiomycetes, Eurotiales, Aspergillaceae. The record is from RefSeq and is a predicted model, not a curated record. Gene Ontology annotation, molecular function: L-allo-threonine aldolase activity.
AUGACGUCGCCCGCCCACAAUGACUUCCGCAGCGACACCUUCACAACCCCAACGCCCUCCAUGCUCGCCGCAAUGAGCUCCGCCACCUUCGGCGACGACGUCUACACCGAAGACCCCACCACCAACGAAUUCCAGGCCGAGGUCGCCCGCCUGACGGGGAUGGAAUCCGCCCUGUUCAUGCUCUCCGGCACAAUGGGCAACCAGAUCGGGGUGCGCAUCCACCUGUCUCAGCCGCCGCACUCGGUGCUCUGCGAUUACAGGGCUCAUGUGUACGCGGAGGAGGGGUCUGGUCUGGCGGUGCUGUCGCAGGCGAAUGUUACGCCUGUGCAUCCACGCAAUGGACUCUAUAUGACCGCUGAGGAUGUGGCGAGGUGGGCGGUUCUCGGGGAGGAUAUACAUACGGCGCCGACGAGGGUGAUUAGUCUUGAGCUGACGAUUGGGGGUGUUUUGACGCCAAUUGAGGAGAUUAAGAAGAUUUCGGAGUUUGCAAGGGCGCAUGGGAUUAAGGUCCAUUGUGAUGGGGCGAGGCUGUGGAAUGCGAGUGCUGCGACCGGGCUGGCGCUGUCGGAGUACUGUCAGUAUUUCGAUAGUGUUUCUAUGUGUGUAUCUAAGGGGCUUGGGGCGCCGGUUGGUGGGGUUCUAGCGACGACAGCCGACGGGAUUAAGAGGGCACGAUGGCUAAGGAAGCAGAUGGGUGGUGGGAUUCGCCAGGCUGGUGUUUUGACUGCUGCGGCGUUGGUUGGGAUACGCGAGAUAUGGCCGACAAUGGCGCAGACGCAUCUGAGGUUGAAAAAGCUGGAGCAGGAUUUGAAGGAGCUGGGGGUUGUUCCUCAGAUUCCAGUCGACACCAACUUCUUUUUCAUUGAUGCAGAGAAGUCGAGACUGGAUAUGGGGGUUUUACUCGAACAGUGCGACAAGGCCGGUAUAAAAUUGAUGGAUGAACGGAUUGCGAUGCACCAUCAGAUCAGUGAACAGGCACUUGAGAGCCUCAAGAAUGCUAUUACUGAGGCUGUGAAGAUUACCAAGUCUCUUCCACCUGGAUAUGUGUCCCAGGUCCAGAAAGGGGGGUAUGGGAGUACUUCGAAGAUGAACGAGUGGAGUUAA